CCCCCCCCCCCCCCCUCGCAUUCCCUUCCUCCUCCAUCCAGCCACCCGCCCGCUCCUCACUCGCUCCAAAUCCCCACUGCAACCGCGCGCGCGCCCGACGCCGCACCCCGGGCCAAAACCCUAGCCGAGCAGCCAUGCCCAGGCUCCUCCCGCUCCUCGUCUUGCUGCUCGUCUCGUCGGCCGCGGCCUCCAGCGGCACCCAGGCGCAGGGAGCGGGGCCCGGGGCGCCGUCUCGGCGGGGGCUGGUGCCGGUGGCCCCCUCGGAGGCGGAGCUGGGCGCGAUGGCGCUCGGCCUCAACGACACGCGGCGGCGGCUCGGGGGCAGCUUCCAGCUCUGCGCGCCCUGCACCUGCUGCGGCGGGGACAGGCACACCUGCGUCCUCGCGCCCUGCUGCUACGCCAUCAACUGCAACAUCCCCAACCGCCCCUUCGGGUACUGCUCCUUCAUGCCCAAGUCCUGCGACUGCCUCGGGUGCAACCUCUGAGGCGGCUGCUGCUGUCCGCGGGAUUCAUUAAAUUGGUCGGAGUAAGAGUGAGAGAGUGGGGUAGUAAGGAAUAUGUAUAAAUUCCCCACCUGCUUAGUUAAGUGGCGAUUGCUAUUACUUCUAGCUAGUAUUUUGCUGUGAUCAUUACUACGUUGUGUAGCUGCUACACUCGAUUUGGUUAAAGAAAAAAAAAGGAGGGGGUUGGAUUGAUUUGGAGAUCACUGCUAGGGUUUUCUUCAGUAUUCUUGGUCCUCUGCCUGUGGGAUUUUGUUUAUCCCUUUCCACACAUGGAUGCCUAUUAGGAUACUACUUGUUGAUAGUGGCUAGUUGAUAGCUGGAAUAAUGGUUGUUUAUGUGUGGGGAUUUAGUGCCUUUUAGUGGAUGCCAUCUCUUGCAUCUCAAUCGUGUCAUGGAAUGUGAUAGCUCGUCAAAUCGUGGCGGCUCUUUUUCAGAGUGACUGGAUCGGCCAGACCUUAUCAGCUCAUCUAUUGUAUUUGUCCCCCCUUUGCACUUUUCUGUCUUCACAAAAUAUUCGACGGAUCCAACAUUCUGAUAA
Molecule: messenger RNA, 1041 nt
Organism: Panicum hallii
Lineage: Eukaryota; Viridiplantae; Streptophyta; Magnoliopsida; Poales; Poaceae
Exons: 2
Coding region: 135-485 (116 amino acids)
Source: RefSeq, a predicted model, not a curated record